Molecule: messenger RNA, 591 nt
Organism: Guyanagaster necrorhizus
Lineage: Eukaryota; Fungi; Basidiomycota; Agaricomycetes; Agaricales; Physalacriaceae
Product: transport protein particle complex subunit
Exons: 4
Coding region: 11-547 (178 amino acids)
Biological process (GO): endoplasmic reticulum to Golgi vesicle-mediated transport
Source: RefSeq, a predicted model, not a curated record
UUCCUUGAAGAUGUCCCUUCAUCUGUUCGUGCUCUCGCCGUCUGACACGCCCAUCUACAGUCUUACACAUCACUCGACCAAACCCGUAACCAACGUCCCAUCUCCGCUUGCUUCAAACUUGCCGGCUUGGUCGACAUCCGCGUUCGCUGGAACGCUAACCGCGUUGUCUGGCGCGUCCAGUGUCCCGCAUCAUACGACUGGCGGCACAGUUCGAAUGGGCGGUGGACAGGACCGACAUGUGAUACAGAUGAUAGCGAACGCAAGCCUGGAUGUAGUAGAGGAUGUGAUGCGCAAGGAGAAUACGAUGUAUCUGAAAUCGGUGGAUAAAUUCAACGAAUGGACCAUUUCAGCAUUCAUCACACCAGGCAAUACGAAAUUUGUGCUCUUACACGAAAGCAAGAACGACGAUGGCAUCAAAUCUUUCUUCAUGGACGUCUGGGAGUUGUAUGUCAAGACCAUGUUAAAUCCUUUCCACACUGCGCACACUAUUAUCAGAAGUGGAGUAUUUGAUGCCCGAGUACGGCAGAGUGCGAAAAAGUAUUUAUAAUUAAUUAAUUCUGGAUUAAUUUAUAAUUGAUGUAUCACGUGUCC